CAUUAUCGAAGAAAUGACGUCGUUUAGCGAAAAGGACACCGUAACUGAAUAAGCAAAAGAAAAGAAGAGUUGUAAAUCCGAUCUACGCCAAACACCCAACGACGACGUUUAAUGCUCCGAGCCUCUUCUCGGGUCUCCGACUCUCCGGACAUACCUUCUCUUCGUUCUUCUGAAUUAAACCAGCGAUGAUAAGUCAAAGACGAGAGACUUUGUAAUCUCAAAGAACCAAAGCUUCAUCAAUUGAUUCUUCUUCUCCUUCAAUUUGAUGAGACAAACUUAUCCCGACACUUCCUCCCCUAACCAUGACUUCUCCUCGCCUUCCGUGAACGAUGCCAACGGAGACGGCGGCGACGCGAUCUUCGCCUCCGGCGGACCUGUUGUUCCAUACCCAAACGAGAUGCGGGAGGAGGGUUUCCAACGCCGCCGCAGCUGCACAAUUAUGCCCUCUGGUUGCAGUAUCAGGGCUCUCUGGAUAGUCAACAAUCUGGACGCUGUUGUUUUCUCCAGGAGAUUUUCCGUCGUUGAGAAACAGUGGUGCUCUGCUUUCAAGACGGAGAACGGAAACGGUGGCUUGGAUCUUCCUCGACUUCCGACUGAUCAACAGCUCGCCAAUGCUUUUGCUCUAAGAAAGAGAAGGGAAGGCUCUACUCGUGGAUAUGGCAUACGUGUAGCUCAAUCGAUCAAAGGAUCGGAUUCCUGGAUUGAUGAUCCCAUCACUCGUCAUGUUAUCAGCCUUUGUUUAACCGAAGAAGGUGAUGAUGAAUCUAACAAAAAUGAGAGGGAUAUUCUUUGGCCCAUUGUCCUGCACACCAAAGCCCUCUAUUCCAUCCUUGUCUUGCCUUUGGUUGAACCAAGGGAGAUGAAGGAAUUCGUCAAGUUAUGUAUGAGACCUGAUUGCGGACCAGCUGUGGGUGAAGAUCUGAGUUUGUCAUCCCUCUUGCUUAACAUUUCAUCCAUCACUGGGGCUUUCAUGGUGGCUCAUGCGUUUGGUGACAUCAUUUCUGGUGAUAUAUCAGAACCUGAGGUUGUUGUGAGUGCGUCACCAUCAGUUGGGGGAUUGUUUGAUUCACUAACUGGAAGCAUUGGUAUCUCAUCAAGGCCAAAACCCGUAGCUGCACCCGUUGCAUCUUCUUCCCUCUCUGGAGCACCAACAACUGGAGCUGCGGCAUCAGAUGCUACCAAAGCAGCUCCAUUGGAUAGAGAUAUACUUAGAAAUUUUAUUGCUAGUGCUAUGCCGUUUGGUACCCCAUUAGACCUCAGCCUUUCUAAUAUAUUUGCUAUUAAGGCGAAUGGAUUUUCCUCUGCCGAGCCUCCUCCUCAAGAACUUAAGCAACCAGCAUGGAAGCCAUACCUGUAUAAAGGAAAGCAAAGGCUAUUGUUCACAAUCCAUGAGACGGUUAACGCUGCAUUGUACGACCGUGAUGAAAUUCCUGAUAGUGUAUCUGUCGCGGGACAGAUAAACUGUCGGGCAGAGCUAGAAGGACUGCCUGACGUGUCGUUUCCUCUAGCAGGGUUGAGUACAGCCCACAUUGAGGCUAUAUCUUUUCAUCCAUGCGCCCAAGUUCCAGCACAUGGGAUUGACAAGCAGAACAUCGUUUUCCAGCCUCCCUUGGGAAACUUUGUUCUCAUGAGAUACCAGGCGGGUUGUGGGCUUGGACCACCAGUGAAAGGGUUCUAUCAGCUGUCAAUGGUCUCAGAAGACGAAGGCGCAUUCCUCUUCAAGGUGCGCCUCAUGGAAGGUUACAAGUCUCCUCUGUCAAUGGAAUUUUGCACUAUUACUAUGCCCUUUCCACGGAGACGGAUUGUGGCAUUUGAUGGGACUCCAUCAGCUGGGACUAUUUUGACCACGGAACACUCUGUUGAGUGGAGGGUUUUGGGCACUGGACGUAAUCUUUCUGGAAAAAGCCUUGAGGCAACUUUCCCUGGGACAAUUAAGUUUAGUCCAUUACAGAACAAGAGAAGAGGAGACGGAGAUGAUGAAGAGAGCGAGAGUGAGAGCGGUGAGGGUACAGAGAAUGUGAUGAACGUGGAGGAGUUAUUGGUGCAGAAAAUGAACAAGGAUCUCCCAGCAGUUGAGGUGGAGGAACCCUUCUGCUGGCAAGCCUAUGACUAUGCUAAGGUCUCGUUCAAGAUUGUAGGGGCUUCUGUAUCUCGAAUGUUAAUUGAUACGAAAUCGGUCAAUAUCUACCCAACCACAAAGUCGCCGGUCGAGUUUUCUGCUCAGGUGACUUCUGGGGAAUAUAUAUUGUGGAACACACUGGGGAAGGCUCCAUCAGCCGCUGCUGUGUAAUUAAUUCCCAUAUUUUUUUGGAUUUCUCGAGUUUGUAAUCACUAAAAGUAUGAAAGCAUUGAUGGUCCUUUCUUUUCUUUUUUUUGCCGCGUAGUGAAUCUGUAUAUUGUUGUUGUUCUUCACAAAAAAAAAAAAAAAGAUGGUGUUUUUCUA
Eutrema salsugineum is the source of this 2443-nucleotide messenger RNA. Its product is annotated as AP-5 complex subunit mu. The record is from RefSeq and is a predicted model, not a curated record. Gene Ontology annotation, cellular component: clathrin adaptor complex; late endosome; cytosol. The coding region runs from base 266 to 2290 and encodes 674 amino acids. NCBI's taxonomy places the organism in Eukaryota, Viridiplantae, Streptophyta, Magnoliopsida, Brassicales, Brassicaceae. The transcript has 9 exons. Gene Ontology annotation, biological process: intracellular protein transport; endosomal transport.